AUGCGUGUUGGCCUUGAAGUCGAUAGUUAUAUAUAUACGUGGGGCGAAAAAUAUACGUACGGACGAACCAGUGACCUCACCAAUCUUGUCGUGGUGGUCCUGGUAUCCUGCGUGCUAGGACUCAUCAUCGUGGCCACGGUUGUCGGAAACGUGUUCGUCAUCGUGGCCAUCUUUAUGGAGCGGAAUCUGCGCAGCGUGGGCAACUACCUGGUGCUGUCUCUAGGAGUAGCGGACCUUAUGGUGGCGUGCCUAGUGAUGCCCCUGGCGGCCGUGGCCGAAGUGAGCCAGGAGUGGGCACUGGGUCCGGCACUGUGCGACGUCUGGACAUGCUGCGACGUGCUCUGCUGUACCGCGUCCAUCCUACACCUGCUGGCCAUCGCGAUGGACCGCUACCGGACUGUGGCCCAAGUUGACUACGUGCGCCAGCGAAACGCCCGCCAGGUCGGCUUCAUGAUCCUCCUCGUCUGGGCUGUCGCGCUGGCUGUGUCUGUGGCCCCGGUGUUCGGAUGGAAGGACCCGGACUUCCAGCACCGCGUCCAGGUAAACCGUAUAUGCCUGGUGAGCCAAGACGUCGGCUACCAGAUCUUCGCCACUUGCUCCACAUUUUACGUGCCUCUCAUUCUGAUCCUGCUCCUCUACUGGCGCAUCUACCAGGUGGCCAGACGACGCAUCCGGCACAAGCCCGGCAGCAAGGUGCCUCAGAUCAUGGCCAAGAGUCCGUCGUCAAACGUGGAAAUCUCCGUAAUCGUGGCCGGCAACAACCACAGCCCGAACUCGUGUAGCGGCGGGACCACCACGCAGGAGUCUGACAUCUCGCGAAACAACGACGGGGCACCGCUGCGGCCACCGCCCGCACAGCAGGGCGGCAAAGACCGCAGGCAGUUCACGACCCGGGAGUCGCUCGAGUCGAAGAGGGAGCGCAAGGCGGCCAAGACGCUUGCCAUCAUCACGGGCGUGUUCGUCAUCUGCUGGAUGCCCUUCUUUGUCAAUGUGCUGCUCAUGACUCUCUGCACGUCGUGUUCGUCCGGCGGUUACGCGUUCAGCGUCUUCCUGUGGCUCGGCUAUGUGAACUCCAUGCUCAACCCUAUCAUCUACACCAUCUUCAGCCCCGACUUCAGGAACGCAUUUCGCAAGCUGCUCUGCGGUAGGCAGCCGCCUUUCGGUGUCAAGCGAUAG
Ixodes scapularis (black-legged tick) is the source of this 1176-nucleotide messenger RNA. Its product is annotated as 5-hydroxytryptamine receptor 2A-like. Gene Ontology annotation, biological process: adenylate cyclase-activating adrenergic receptor signaling pathway. The record is from RefSeq and is a predicted model, not a curated record. Gene Ontology annotation, cellular component: membrane. Gene Ontology annotation, molecular function: G protein-coupled receptor activity. The transcript is spliced from 3 exons. The coding region runs from base 1 to 1176 and encodes 391 amino acids. Lineage: Eukaryota; Metazoa; Arthropoda; Arachnida; Ixodida; Ixodidae.